Molecule: messenger RNA, 703 nt
Organism: Acipenser ruthenus (sterlet)
Lineage: Eukaryota; Metazoa; Chordata; Actinopteri; Acipenseriformes; Acipenseridae
Exons: 5
Coding region: 23-703 (226 amino acids)
Source: RefSeq, a predicted model, not a curated record
GCAGAUCCUCUUGUUUUUAGGUAUGUAUCUACACUUGUCUCCUCUGAUUCAGUCUGGGCUGGCUGGCAGUAUGAUGCAUCUCGGGGUUCGCUGGCUGGAGUGGCUCAUGAUUCUGCAGCUGUCCACACUGCCUGGGCUGAGCGAGGGGCGCCCCCUGCUGGUCUGGACGAGGCACGACCGCUCCGUCUCGCCCCACUGCGCAGAACACGACAGGAACAGCAACGCGGUGUCUCUGGUGCAGGCCAGGAUCCGGGGCCUGCAGCAACAGAUCAAAACAACGUGGGGUUCAGGGCUCCUGUCAAGACUGCCCUCCCAGCCCAACGUAACAGCACUGUGGGACAGGAACAGAGUCUCAGUGUCUCACAGAUUCUCAGUUCUGCUCCAGUAUCUCAGUCACACAGCCUGGCUGAUGGGACUCUCGGAGGCAAGGAAACUGAAAGACAUUUUUGGAGAGAGAGAGUCUGAGGUGAGAGGGAUCACAGCGGACCUGAAGAACCUGGAGGCGCGAUACAGAGUCCUGGACAGCAUGCUGGUACUGCACUUGAAGACCAUUCCAGUCCAGGUGAAGUUUCCGGGCUCGGUUUCCCAUAACGAAGUUUUCCAUUCCUGGAGCAGCACCCUAGCAGACUUGGAGAGGCUGACGGGACAAAUCGGACAGGACUUCGAGGAGCUGAGACCUCCGGAGUGUCGGGAGGAGAGAUAG